Messenger RNA from Drosophila kikkawai, 1539 nucleotides. The record is from RefSeq and is a predicted model, not a curated record. Lineage: Eukaryota; Metazoa; Arthropoda; Insecta; Diptera; Drosophilidae.
AUGUUGGAGGAUGUGAUUGAUUUUAGUUUCCACCAAGCAGACUCGGAGGAGAUAGUUAUCCCCAAGGGAGAGGAGCAGCCGGGCUCGGAGGAGGCAGCCCUGCUGGAGCAGUUCCGUCGCCUAUUUGCGCCCAUUUUGGAUGAUAGCUUGAAGCUUUACUACCAGCUAAAUGACACGGAUGACGCUGAGCACGUAAGGAUCCACCAAACGAUGGCGCAGCUGUACGAUGUGGGUAGCAGCGAGGAAGAGACGAUGGUGACCCAGGUGAACAGUCCAUCGCCAUCGCCUCCGAUUGAGGUUGAGCUGCUUCUCCCCCUUUCAAGUGACAGCUCGACGGCCAGCAGUUCCCUCUACGCGAUCCACACCCCGUCGCCGGCUCAUCCCAGUGGCGUGCUCCUGAUGCCCCAAAAUCUAGAGUCGCCGCUGAUGUCCCACAGUGAUCCCAUCACGCUCACCGAACAGGUGCAGCUGCACAACCCUCCCCCGGAGGACGAGAACAACACGUCCUGUUCGCUGUCAUCAAACCUGACGGACAGCAAGACCCUGGACGGUCGAACGCCCAUUGUGGUUUGAGGAGGACGACGGACUAAUCCCCGAUCUGCUUAACUUGUGAUUUCGUUUACACAGUCUUAGAGAAACAACAAACAGUUGGCGGAAAAAGAACAGCUUAACGUUAAAUAUUAGUCUUAAAUAAUGUUUGUGUGUAUGUGUCUGUCAAAGUUGUUAACAUAUUAAUUGCGUUUAUGCGGAGCGGAUAACAAUAGAGAGUCAAAUGUGUUUUUAAUAUAUAAUUCAGCCAUACGAAUGUUAUACAUGAAAUGUCCCACCAAGUAUUCAAAUAAUUUCCUGUUUGUAUCAGAAAACUUCCGAAAAAAAUACCUGAAUAUUAAUUUUUGGAUUCAAAUUAAAUUUAAUAGGUUGUAUUCUCUUAUUUCUUAAACCUUCCAACUGCAUAGACGCAAUCUAGAUGUGUGUGUUUUAUAUGGCUUAAGUUCUCGCUUCUUAACCAUACACCCAACCAUUAUCCCAUCAUCCAUGGUCAUCUUCACAGAAAACUAAAAACAUUGAGCAAAUUUUUCUCACUUCGUUCGGAUUGAAUAAGGAAGUUGUAUAGGGAAAGGAACUAUAAGCAGCCAGACGGCCUGAUGGCACUCAUAGAGUAGUCCAUCGGGGCCCUUAGGGACUUGGCAUUAACAUUUCUGAUUUAUCUCUCUCACAUGCACCUAGCGAAAAAUAAAUUCCAUAUUCUAUUGUUCUCUCUGCACUCAUUCAUAGGACAAUUAUUCUUUGCCUUGUAGUCAAAUUUACUUGAUUUUCAUACUCAUAUGAUCUUAAAAAUGUAACAUUUAAGCUUAGCAAAGAGUCGAUUUUAGUGUACAAGACGAUAUACAUACAUAACUUGAUAUAAAAAAUAAUACAUUUGGAAUUUUAGCAUACUAUUUUAAGCUGAGAAAGUGUUAACAAACGCGCAAUUUUUACUCAUAAAGUUGGGCAUUACGUAAACUGAAAAGUAUUCCGCAUAAAAAAAAAAAAAAAAGA